Papilio polytes (common Mormon) is the source of this 1527-nucleotide messenger RNA. RefSeq lists its product as uncharacterized. Bases 368 to 1393 code for a protein of 341 amino acids. The transcript is spliced from 3 exons. Gene Ontology annotation, biological process: intracellular signal transduction. Lineage: Eukaryota; Metazoa; Arthropoda; Insecta; Lepidoptera; Papilionidae. The record is from RefSeq and is a predicted model, not a curated record.
UCCUCAAACCACAUUCUCAGGCCAAUACAUUGUUGAAAACGAAAAGUCUGUUAGAACUACGUGUAUUAUUGACCAUGGAUAGAUCAAUUUCAAAGGCUUCCCAUCACCUUAACCGUAGGUAAGUGGAUUUAACUGCACUUACAAGUUUUCGGAAUAAAAACGAGGGUAAAAUUUACUGAUUUCCUUUACUACUAUCUCAACCAUGGGACGCGUAAUGUCUAUUAUUUUGUGCUCAGUUUUAGUGUUUCAGUUUUAAUUUAAAUAAUCUGUGUUAAAAUUUAUGUCAAUUGUCAAAAUCGAGAGAGUGUUUACUUAUUUUUGUAAAUAUAUGUGGUUUUAGAAUAAAAGGAAAUAAAUUUUCAUAAAUAUGGAUGCGUUCAUGGACUACUAUUUCGAGGAAGUCUUCUGUAAUUUCGAUCGCGACAGUUUGAAUGAACGGUACAAAAGGCGGGAACUUGUCGAAUAUUUUAAUUCAGUUAUAUCUGGAUGUGCAAAAGGACAAAAUGAGUCGGACAACGUGACAUGCAAGCACUUCGUGACGUCCGCCUUGAGAUACCAUAACAAUUGCAAAUCUAAAAAUGGAGAUGUGUGUUUGAUGGGGAAGUAUCACAACUUACUGUACAUUGCAAUGAAACUCUCAUUUGACUGGAGUCUCCAGGACAACGGUGUGGUCGCAGCUUUAUUAGAUGAACUGUACGCUUGCGAAGGAACUUUCGAAAGGAUAUUUUUAGGAGCAAUAUUCGGUACAUCAGCACCUUAUUUCUUGGCCGGUUGGAAAUCAGACUUUAUGGACAGAGAGGAAAAUGUAUCGGCUUUAGUAUUCUUCCUAGAUCACGCGACUAAUGCUAAUUUAGAGUUUAAAGAAGGGAAUAAAUCAUAUCGUUUUAUAGACGUCCCUUUAGAAAGCUGUGGAAAAGCCUCACCCGUUAGAGUGGUCAUACAAAUGGGCGCUGCUGAAAUAUUGAUGAUUUUACUACGUUUCGGUGCAAGAAUUACUUCCGAUCAUGUUUCAACUAACCCUAUAGAAUCAAUCUUAGAUAGAUUGAAGGAAUAUAAUAGAAAAUAUCCAUACGAAUUAGUGACUUGUUUGAAAUUAGCAUUGAGAGCUGUACCUAGGUUGCAUUUAACAGUCGAUAAAGGAGUUUUUAAACAUUUAGAAUUACCUGAUGAUUAUAAUUAUGAUCGUAAAAUCGCAUUGGAAAAAUAUAAUGAAAUUUUAGAGGACCAUUUGUUACCUAGCUCUAGAUGUGGGUUAAGACCUGUCGAGUUAAAACAUUUAUGCAGAUGUUUAAUACGACAGAUGCUGUGGACGAAUUUCGAACUACCCUUUGGUAUACACAAGUUGCCUAUACCGAUGGCUUUGAAGAAGUAUUUGGAUUUACUAGACGAUUAAUUUGGUAAAAUGUUUACUACAAGAAUAAAAUUGAAUUAAAUAUAAAAACCUUUUGCUGCAGGUAUAAUAUUAUUGCAAUAAUACGUUUAUGGUAUUAAGGAUACUAACAAUAUAUUUUGAUAUUAAAUAAUUGU